Molecule: messenger RNA, 621 nt
Organism: Penicillium cosmopolitanum
Lineage: Eukaryota; Fungi; Ascomycota; Eurotiomycetes; Eurotiales; Aspergillaceae
Exons: 2
Coding region: 1-621 (206 amino acids)
Source: RefSeq, a predicted model, not a curated record
AUGACUUCAUACGCACCCUUCACAGCUGCCGUUAUCUGGGAUGCAGUUGGUAGAGAACACGCACCUUUUCCACGACAAGUCUCGGGGAUGGAACACCAAGAAGAUUUUCUACUCUAUCCGCUUUUUGCACUUGCUAUGUCUGGGAUGCUGAAGUACCUAUCUCCCAAGUCCAAAUCAAGCCUCAUCAAAUUCCCGGGUGAUCAUUUCUACACCGCUAAAGCCUACUCGCCGCCAUUUGAUACUUAUCCCCGCAACAUCACGACUUGCAUGUCGAAAGAUUUGACAAUUUCCGCAAAGUCAAUUGCGGAAUUCGUUGUCGGAGGACCCGCAAAGAAUAUCAUUGAGUUUAGUCCAGCUCUUAUUCAGUGGGAAAUUGAUGAUCAGCAGGUGGGAUGCGUUACAGUACCCACUGGUGGGUUUGGGGUCAAUCACGGGGCCAAUGUUACCAGGCUGGAAGGCUUUCCUGGAUUGGAUCUCAAGGUGAAAACAAACGCGCUAUCGAACUGCAGCAUCAUCUACAACAUGGUACAGGAGGUUAAUGAGCUCAGUUUCUUCAAUGUUACAUAUACCAUACCGGAGAGCUUUGACGAGGCUCCGUUUAUAUCUCUGCAGGUUGUUUGA